AUGGGCCCCCAAUGGAAGAAUAGCCGUUUGAUUGAAGAGGAGGAGCUUCGCUUCUGUGUCUUCUUCUUCUCUCUCCCUCCGUUAACACAAUCCAUCACAAAUGAAGCUCUAAAAUGGCUAAGAUUCUUGCUCAUGAAGUUUAAUCCUUCUGCGAGGUCCAUCACAAAUGGUGCAUUUAAGGGCUGAGAGACAACCUCUAGUUUCUAAAGUUUAAUCCUUCUUCAGGGUAUGUGUGCCCUGUUUUUAUUAUGCUUAGACAUUUUCAAUUUUUCUUCUUCUGCAGUACAGAUUAGUUUUCUAUGGUACAUAUUUCGUUUUCAUGAAGAUGUAAUCAGUGCCAGAGAGAGUGAGAACUUGUACAUUUCUCAUAAUGUCAGUAUUGAUGGG
This is a messenger RNA of Thlaspi arvense, 387 nucleotides long. NCBI's taxonomy places the organism in Eukaryota, Viridiplantae, Streptophyta, Magnoliopsida, Brassicales, Brassicaceae. The record is from the annotation of a GenBank genome assembly.